GCGCGUUCACAGCACGCAUCCCACCCGCACACAUCUCACUCAGAUCACAGGCACGCGAGGAAAGACAAUUAAAAAUUAAAAAACAGCAAUUAGAAGAAAAAAAUGUCUAUGGCCGUUUUGCGCGCGAUCCGAAUUUCGAACGCGAGAAUUUAAAAAGUGAUGUGCUUUCAGUGUUGAAAUUCUCCGUGCCCCGUUUCGAAUUGUUUUAAUUUAGUUUAUUCGACUAAAGGGUUACGGUUGUUUUGUAUGUUUAAUUGCUGCGUGUCUACAACUUUAAUAGUUUCGGAUUUUUGCUUUGGAGUAAUUUCGGAUUCUAUUAUGGUGCUCGGAGUGAAGGGUGAAUGGACGUCAAAAUGCUUAUAAAUAUUGGGCUUAAAGCCCAUAGCCUGGCCGACAGGUUUUACAGAUGGUGACGUGUGAAAGUGAGGGUGCGCUCGGCGGGUUUCGUCUGGGUACGCGCGAUGACGAGACACGCCGGCCCCGAGCACCCAGCGUCUGUUCACUGUCUCUCUAUAAGCAGAAGAUUGACGCACUCUUUGACGAUUCACGCUCCGUGAAUAGUCUGCCCUACGGAACUGCCGGAAACAUUGGUAGAAGAGAUAGCAAGGUUAGUUCAACGGCACGCGACAGCAAAGUGGCAAUCUAUGAAGAUGACGAUCACUACUGUCAAGGGAAAAUGAAUAAAAUUAACAACAUGGUACAGGAUCGCAUAGAGCGUAUGUUCGCAGACAUGGCAGGUGAACCCAGACCAGCCAGCGAAAGCAUUGGCGUUCACAUGUUCAGCGUGCACUAUCUCGGCUCUACGCCCCUACAUAGCAAGGUCACCAGCUUAUCUGGUCUUCAGUCUCCUCUCAAAGAUUUGUAUUUCGCAUACAGAAGAAAUUUUCGCCAUAAAGGUGCUCUAACGGGCCGAUUAGAAAUCUCUAAAAGCGGACUGAAAGUUCGUUACAAAGGAGAAAAAGGGGACCUUGAACAACUCAACCCUUUCCCUACGAUAGCGGUUUGGUCUGCUGUUAAAUUCAUUGUCCAACCUUCAGAGCAGAAUGGUCACGAAUUAAGCUUUGCUUUCUUGCCCCUUAUUACUGAUCCGGAUCAUAUUGACAAGGAUGCAUUAUUCAAAACGUUAGAACCUGCUGACAGAAAAUAUAUCCUCUCCCACAACGAAAACUCUCAUUCACCAAUUUUCGCUGUAGUGAUGAGGAAAAUUGGCGUCGCAAAGCAGCUAGAGUGUCAUGGAUUUGUAUGUCAAACGACCGAGGACGCUAUUGUUAUAGCAGCCACGUUAUACAAAUCUCUUAUGUCACACAUGAGUCGGCAAGGCCACAAUGAAAAGAAGAAACUGAAAAACAGAAAUGGAGUUAGCUGCAUGAGCGUAGCGAGUAGUUCUCCGAAUGAAAUCCCUGUGAGACCACCACGCAAAAAAAGGAGUACGUCCUCUCAGAGCGGUGAUAGUGAUAGAGCUGAUGGCUUUUCGGCGAGUGAAACUUUCAACGAGAAGCCAAAACUGGAAAGGACUAAAAAGAUAUCAUCGGAGAGUUUGCCACACCCUCCUCCACCUCCGUCCAUUCCUCCCGCCGAACCGAAACGAAUCACUGUAGAAGAGGUGAAAGCAAAAUUGGACUCCAUUAAGCACAACGAUACUAGCGGUAGUGACACGCAAGAGUCUAAAAAGUCUUUUUCAAAAAUAGUUCCAAACAAUCCUAAAUUGCAAAAUCUAAAGAAACUUAGUAGUACCGAUUCUUCGGUUCGGAGUAAAGUAUCUGAAAAGAUUGAACUCUUUAGAGGAUUGGAGAGAAGGAAUCUGCAGAGACCACCGACAGUGCCGCCACCUGUACCUUCAAAACCACCUUCAGAAUCAGGUUUGGAUCAAACAAAGGAGCCUUUAAGGAGAACCCAGAGUCAGCGAAAAUCAUUGAAUGAAUCUGGUGAUAUAUUGACGAAGGUAGCAAUUCCACGAUCAGGAAGUUUCCUCAACGCCGGUGGAUUAACUCGUUACAAAUCGAUUGGUCACAGAAAUAAUGGAAAAAAGGGAGGCGGUUCGCCGUUAGGAUUCAACGAACUAUUCAACGAAUUCAAAGUACAAGAGAAUUUGCACUCGAUGGAUGAAAUUUUAAAUGCCAUAAUUGACGCAGAAGGAAUGUCUUUUAACGAUUUAAAACCGAUUUACAAAGAAUUCCUAUUAAAAUUAGCCGUAACUUUGACGAAAGAUGAAAUAUUCCAGCACAGUAAAGCAAUAAUGAAAAAGCAAAAAAAGAAAAUUCUAAGAAGAAACAGCAUGUUUCAGAAUAAACGAAGAAAGAUAUUCAAAGGAGCUAGUGGUCUUCGAAUGGUUUUCAGAAUGCCCUUCGGAAAGGAUUUGCGUAGAGAAAAGAAAAAACAGCUCGAAUCGUUUGAUAUUGAAAAAGCAGGAACUAAAGAUCCUAUUUCUGAGAGUCCAGUGUCAACAUCGAGUUACGAUUUGAGGCAAUUUAGACCAAAAGAGCCUGUGUUACCACCACCAAAAAGACAAGCAAUGAGGCAUAGAAACUCGAAACGAUCUGACAAAAUGGUCCAUGUAUCACGACGCAAUGGAAAAGUGUCCAGGCCUGGAGAACGGACAUCAACAUCUGAAGAUUCUGACUUUCUAACUCUGAGUAAUAGGCUCGGAUGCCAAAACAGAAAUAGUUCGAGUGGUUAUGUUUCAUGUUCGGAAUGCGAAUCCGAGAGUUGCAUUGACAGAUGUUACUGCUCGUUGAAAGAUUGCAAGUCGAAAUGUUACUGUUCAGCAACUGAGAUUCAAAGAGAAAAGGACUCUGCUAAAGCUCGUCUAUUGUCCAAGAGCAAAAGCUGUAAGGAUUGUUCUAAGGAAAUAUACGAUGCCGAUUUCAGCUACUGCUCCUGCGAUUCUGAAAGCUGUGCUGACAGUAAUAAGUGUUACUGUGCGGGACCACAUCGAGCAAUUAUGCAGACCUCACAAAGUUUGGAAUACUUGCGCAGUCCUUCGCAAAAGACUUAUACCGAUAGGUUGAAAAAGGCCUUUGAUGAGUAUGAUGAAAAGAAAAUAAAUCGCGCAAGAUCGUCAUCAAGUCGUCGGCGCGAGGAGCGCAGUCGGCGUGCGCGCAGCUCGGACAGUUUAGCUUUGGACUACGAACUACUAUUGCAGAACAAAGCCAGAGACACUACCAGCCGCAACAUGCAAAGAUUGACUGUCCGAAGCACAGGUGCAGGAUCCCAAGAUGCUCUAAGUGUCAAGAAAUCAGCUGAAAUGGCAGCUCUAUUCGCUGAUGUGAGAUUAUCUCAGCGAACUGACGUAAGGUCUCUAGCUGGAGGAAGAAGACCUCGUCCACCUCCAUUGCCGCCGUCUCCACCUCGCUCAGUUCCUCUUGCUAGAAUGUUCGAUCAUCGACCGCUGAGUCGCAACGCUAGUUUAGAGGACACGCUGGGAUAUUUACCUUAAUUAGAGGAUUGUUUAAAGUGCAACUGAUGAAAGAAUUUGUCUUGUGUCUCUUAUGAUAAUGUAUAAAUUCUAUAUAUUUCCUACAAGUUACAAUGUAACUACAAUUAUUGUCCAUAUGUAAGGGCUGAAGAAUAAUAUCAUGAUAAUUAUAACAAAUUUCUAAGAUGGCUUAUUUAAUAUUUGUAAAUGUACG
Hyposmocoma kahamanoa is the source of this 3629-nucleotide messenger RNA. RefSeq lists its product as uncharacterized. NCBI's taxonomy places the organism in Eukaryota, Metazoa, Arthropoda, Insecta, Lepidoptera, Cosmopterigidae. The coding region runs from base 407 to 3436 and encodes 1009 amino acids. The transcript is spliced from 8 exons. The record is from RefSeq and is a predicted model, not a curated record.